Vidua chalybeata is the source of this 2809-nucleotide messenger RNA. It is a transcript of the gene FGF22, whose product is annotated as fibroblast growth factor 22. Gene Ontology annotation, molecular function: growth factor activity; fibroblast growth factor receptor binding. The transcript has 2 exons. The coding region runs from base 15 to 791 and encodes 258 amino acids. NCBI's taxonomy places the organism in Eukaryota, Metazoa, Chordata, Aves, Passeriformes, Viduidae. Gene Ontology annotation, biological process: positive regulation of protein phosphorylation; animal organ morphogenesis; positive regulation of gene expression. The record is from RefSeq and is a predicted model, not a curated record. Gene Ontology annotation, cellular component: cytoplasm.
CGCCGCCCGCCGCCAUGAGGCGCGGGGGCCCCGCCGCCAUCGCCGCCUGUCUCGCCGGGGCACUCGCCGUGCUGGCGGGGCCGGGGCCGGGGCCGGGCAGUGCCACCGGGACCGGCCGGCGGCCCCCCCGCAGCUACGGGCAUCUGGAGGGCGACGUGCGCUGGCGGCGGCUCUUCUCCGCCACCCGCUUCUUCCUGCGCAUCGACGGCAGCGGCGGCGUGGAGGGGACGCGCUGGAGGGAGCGGCCGGGCAGCAUCGUCGAGAUCCGGUCGGUGCGAGUCGGCGUCGUGGCCAUCCGGGCGGUGCACACGGGCUUCUACCUGGCCAUGAACGAGCGGGGGAGGCUCUACGGGUCGGUAGGUCGGACGCUGCCUCCUGGGAGGGACUGCACCAGAGUCAGAGGUUCAGGGCAGAGUUGGAACAGGGUCCUGGUUUCCCGUGCCCUGACCUGCUCCCCAGCAGGGGACUGCACCCGCCAAGCCCCUCUGCCCCCUGGGGACCGGAGGGGAGCCAGGGUCCUGCCCUGCCCCACUCUUGGGGUCCGAGGGGCUCCAGCUGAGCAUAGCCACCCCUCACUCCCUUCCCUCUCCUGCCAGAAGGAGUUCAGCCCCAACUGCAAGUUCACGGAGCGCAUCGAAGAGAACGGCUACAACACCUACGCGUCGCUGCACUGGCGGCACCGCGGCCGCCCCAUGUUCCUCUCGCUCAAUAGCAAGGGCAGGCCACAGCGAGGGGGCAAGACACGCCGGCAGCACCUCUCCACACACUUCCUCCCCAUGCUUGUCAGCUGAACACCGUGGGCAGCUCCAGACGGUUCUGUAGGAAAAAAAAAACGAACAAAAAAAUGUUAUUUUAUUUAUGUACAUAUCUAUUUUUUGCUAUUUAUUGCUUUAUUUUUAAUGCACGGCAGAGGAGGGAUAUGGAAGGCAGAUGCUCCAGACUCAGCUGUGCGGGGCUGUGGCUCUCCCACUGUUCCCAAAUUUGCCCUAAACCGGCACAAAGCCAGUGUGGUGGAGCCAGGGAGCGUGACUGGAGCAGGGGCCAGGAUCUGCUAAUGGCAUCUCUGCAGGGCUGGGAUGUACCAGCAGGUUGUCUGUGUCUGAGCUUCCAUGGCAAUUAAAGCUGUGUUCAUGGUAUGGAACAGGAGCAGGUCUUGGAGCUUUGAUGGUGAACUUGGCUUGGGAUGGGAGGGAUUGGCUCCCGUGUGGUUGUGGCUGCAGCCACCAGUGUCAUCUCUGCUGCCACUGGCAGGGAGCCCAGCUGGUCCUUUGCCACAUCCAGGUUUUCAUCGACCCCCACCCACCCUGCAGGAAAACAGCACGGUGGUUCAGUGGCACAAAGCAGGGAGCAGAAGGAGCUGGAGCCAGCCCAGAUCCUGAGGCAGACACAGCUCCGGGGCUGCCCCUGGCCACAGCCAGUGUCAGUCAGUCCUGCAGCCCAGCGCCGCAUCCUCAUCCCCAACAAAAACACAGCUGGGAACAGUGGUGAGGACCAGCCCCUCACCUGGAGGGCAGCAUGGCCAGGAAUAGCACCUGCACCUCAGCAUCCUGGCCAGGGUACAUCCCUGCACCACCUCACGCCUGCUGUGGCCAGGCCCAGCAUCCCGGUCACUGUCACGUCAGACAGAGCAAUGGCCCCAGCAAAAACCACCAAACUCGUUCCAUUUCUGACCCAACCAGCUCCAAAUGAGUCUGAGAGGGAACAGCCACUGUAUUAACCAUGUGGUGACUGUGGUGAGCCCCUGCCAGGUGGGCAGCAGCUGCCAUGCGCCCACCCGGGACUUUGCUCGGCCCACUUGAAACCCAUCUGAGCACUGCUCACACAUGAGAAAUCAUUCCCAAGCGCCUGGGGGAGUCAGGAACCCAAUCACCGCUGAAAUAGUGGGAGAGGGAAGGUUUUUCCAGGUCUCUUGUUUUGGUGACUAAACAGCAAAGCCUCUCCUCGGUGUCGGGUCAGCCCAUGGACACGUGCAGGUUCAGCCAGGACCUUCUUGCUGCCACCCACCUCACCAGCCCAGGCUUCUGGCUCAACCCCUGGCAGAGGAUGAGCCAUUAACCCCGACACACCAGUCCCGAGAUAAACCCUCCUGUGAGAUGAAAGGCGCCGCCACACUGCCCAGCCAAGCCGAGGAAGAAAAACAGUCCGGGCAAGUCGCUCCCUGCCAGCCCCCAGCCCUGGCACAGCUGGUGACACUUCCUCCAACAAACCAACUUUGUGGGUUCUAAAAUGGCCCAAGAAAGACCAAAGCAUCCUUUCCCCUCCUAAAGGAGGUUCAUAUCUUCUCAGGAAGCUCAUGGAAGAGCCAGCUCCUGGGGUGACGCUGCUUUAGAAAAGACACCCAAGCUCUGCUGGAGCCAGCACCUUCCCCAGCAGCCCCAGCCCGCUCCAAGGGCCCCAAAAGCCGAGGGAGAGGCAGGGAACCCCCCAAACUGUCAAACCCUCCACCCGCUUCCCUGGCAGCUCCCAUGGGGGCAGGUUCUCCCUUGUCUGCUCUGGCCUCUACCACAGAGCAGUCCCAACAUGCGGUACCAUCACGGACCCCCAGCCCUCUAGGAAACCUCCUGACCACCUCAAGUCCCUGUGAGGGGAAGGGGCUCCCAGUGAUGGAUGGUGAGAGCUUCUCCUCUCAUGCCUCAGGGCCCAGGAAGCAGGGACAUGGCAAGGAGUCCCUGCCCGCUCUGGUGACAUUCUUGUCAUUCUCUGAGCUCCAGCUCUGUCACAGAAACUGAGUCACAAACAUACCUGGAUAUUUUUCUCUCUCUCCUUGUUUUAAUCAGCUCUAUUUUAAGUAGCUUUGCAAUACAUUUUU